AAAAAUUUACUGGUGGGUAUUUUAUGUUGAAAAUGUGCUCAUAUAAUUUCUUAACGCUAAAAUCCACCUAAUAGUAGAAGGAUUUUCCAGUCACAAUGUUGGUAAAGUAUGAUUUCACAAACACGGGUAAAUUGUUAGAAAAUAACUGUCUUGAUAUAUAUUAUAUAUACGCACAAUUUAGUUGGUGUUAAUGAUUUUCCAUUAAGUGUACAUAUUUUGUUAAACCGGCAUAUAAAUGGGAUAUAUCAUGAUCAGGCCAUACUACGUGCUUCAUGGGCGUAAUAGCUGAAACUGGUCCGACUACCUUGAUGUGUGGUGAGUCGUGACUCCUCAACGUAACCAUACAAUUCUAUAUUAUUUAUUUAUCCCAAAACCUAACCUGUACAUUAUAAAUGUUUUUUGUUUUUUUUUACACUUUUUUGGCUUUACCAAAUUACAUAUUUUGUUUUUCUUAAAAAGGAAUCAAAUCAUCAUAUAUGCGGAAUGAUAAUUUUGUACUAUCAGCCAACAUUUAUUGUACGUGAAAAGUUACCAUAUGAAGUUUCGUUUCCUUUGACUAGGAAAUAGAAAGAAAAAGUUAACCCCCCAUCUCUUUUGGAUUUACUUCUGAUUUUUAAUUAAUUAUCUGCCCAUCUCGUGGUAUCUAUAAAAAAUUUGAAUGAAUUAGUCCGUCUCACUAGGUAGUCUUCUUCAUAAUCUCUGUGAUAUCUCUAUAUUUUUUUCUCCUAUUUCCCAUUAUUUAACCGCACAGGAAGGAGACGAGAAGGCGGAAGAGCCAGCCAGCAAGGCACAAAAAGGGGUAGAAGAAACUAUUCAAAUAAAAAAAAGAGAAGAGAAACACGAAGACGGAGGCGAUGAUGACGCACGCGCCGUGGCCGCUCUAGUUACCUAGCUAGCAAACUCCCUCCGUCGCCGCCGUCAACGAUCUCUUUCUCCGGCGCCUCCAUAGCUAGGUAUCCAAUUAACUAUCUAACCCUUUUUGUAUUCUAUGUCCAUAUAUAUUUAAUUGAUCAAUUCAUCAAUAAUCGUAAAAUUUCUAUGUAGCCUAUUUUCUUGAAGGCAAUGGUUUAUUUCGCCAUUUUUUUGUUGUUGUUGAUUGAUUUGAUGUUUAUUUCGGCAUUGAUUGAUUGAAUGAAUCCCCGAAGCCGUCGAUGAUGAUAGUCGCUCUUUGCCUUUCUGUUCUUGAUGUGCUGCGCUAGGUAGGGACUAGUUGUUGUGAAUUCUGAUUAAUUAAAACCCUAGCACGGUUAAAAUCAAUCACCUAUGUUUUAAUUUCUGGAUCCGUCACGGCCAUCAGAAUGCAUGAUAAAUGAACCAGUAACAAAAGUUGUGUGGUUUCCAUCGUCGUUUUUUUUUGUUUACUCCAUUUGCUGCUAAGAUGACAAUUUCAAUCUGACCAACAUUACGAAAACAAUCACUUUCGUGUUGUUGGUGGGUCUUCAUACCAAUCAAUAUAUGCACAUAUUUAUCCUAUUUAGACUUGUCCGUGAAGCAAAGUGCUAACGUAUUUCGUGCAAACAUCCUGUGUCUCGACUAGGGCGAAACAUCGUAGUACUGUCAAUGACGACGACGACGACAAAAGGCUCUCCCUCUUUGUUUCUGUGGUUGGAGUAUUGAGGAGAAAGAAGAUGAAAGGGGUGCAGCAGGAGGAUGAGUUCCCGGUGCUGUCCACCACCGUGGCGGCGGGUUCUUCUUGUAGCUAUCUGGAGGAAUGCAUUGGAUGCGAGAGCUGUCUGGAUCUCAACACCCAUACUGAACACCAUUUGCUUUAUCUCUUCCCCAAGCCAACAGUAACUCCUCGGAAUUGUGAUGUGGAUCAUAAUCAUGCUGCGGAUAAGGAAGAUCAUAGGGAAGAGGUAGUAAUUGAGGAACAACAAGAAGAAGGAAAUGAUGAUCGGUGUUGCAUUGUUGGUGGUGAUGAUGAUGAUGACAAGAGCAGUAGUAAGAAGAGUGAGAUGAAGGAUAAGGAGGAGGAGAAGCAGCAGAAGAUGAGGUGGUGGAAGAAGGAGUAUCCGCCGCCGAUACCGUUGCUGGCGAGGACGGAGAACCUGGCGUCGCACAUGCCGUGGGUGCUGAAGAGGCAGUACACGAACGAUGGAAGGCUGGUGCUGACGGAGGAGAGAGCGUGGCGGCAUCAUGAGUACUUUAGGGCUCACAGAAGCCACGGUCGCCUCACCCUCCACCUUGUUCCUUUGGACCCCCAUGACGACGACGACGAAGAUGAUGAUUUGGAGCAUUUGGGAGAUAAUGAUGAUGAUGAGGAGGAGGAGGAGGAUGAUGAUGAAGGAGGGUUUCAGAGGGCUAGUGGGAAUGCAGUCAAGUGUUUGAACUACAAUGGCGUGAUGAGGGGAAGCCCGACCAACUGCAUUUUUGGUGUCCCUCUUGUUCCAACUUUGAGACCGAUUCUGGGUUAGUCAAUCCAAGUUUUGUUAAAAAUAUUUACUGCAUAUAUCUAUCUACAUAUAUGAAAUAGCUAGCUAAAAGAGGGAAAGGAAUUUCUUCAUUCUUUUUGGGCAAUACUGGGAGAGGGAGUUUAUUAUACCUCGAGAUGGGUUUUGUUUGAUGGGAGGGGAGAAGAGAGGGUUGUUGAUAGAUGGAUUGGUUGGUCUUCCUACAGGAAUUGAUCAUUAGGGUUUUGUCUAAGCCAACUGUUGUUUACUGGUGAAUUCAUCAUUAUUAUUUUUCUCUCUUUCAGUUUUGCUAAUCUUUACUUGAUGUUUGAUGGUGUGUAGUAAGCAAGAAUUUGAAUUCGUGAGCUUUUAGGGUUUUCUUUCUUAUCAUUAGCAUAUCUUUAUCUUUGCUAUCGUUGGUUUCUCUUUUUCAAUUCUUCUAUUUUAUUUUACAAAUCUAUUUUAUUUCAUCUCUAGUUUGCAAACCCUGGAGUAGGAGUUUAAACUGAAUGUUGCUUGAUUCAUAACAACAAAGGAAAAAACUCGUGUGGUUCUCGUUGAUGUGUUUUUACUUUCAACUAUGAAAACAUAACAUUUUUUGUCAUUUGGCUCGACGACUGAUAUGGUAUUUGGAUGGUAAAAUGUUUGGGUAUGCUUAUGGUGACUUAUAAGUCACAAUGAUUUGGACAAAACGGUCGACUGAAAGUGAUUGUGGUCAAAUGAUUACACCAACAUGAUCAUUCUAAUGAAAGAAUGUGGUUAAACAUGGAUCGGUCAAUCGUGCGUAAGAGACUCAUAAGUAAAAAGGUCAACUUUUCCAUCAAAGUGGUCGACCAUAUCAAGAAGAAAUCGACCACACGUAAGAGCGCUAGAUCCUCAAUCUUAACAAACCAUCAUCUUAGUAGAUUAAACUGAUUGGUUUUACGGUGGACCUUCUACAAGAACAAAACCCUUGAAUUGUACAUUCCGAUCAACCUCAUAGGACCCAUUAUGUCAUGCACCUUCUGAAAUCUAACAAACUACCAUAGAGAUUUUGAAAUUCAAUCGACAAUCAUAUUAGCAAGAAAUCAUAUAUCUUCUUAAAAACUUAAUUAUUAAUAACAAAACACAAUACACACACCUCACCCAAUCCAAAACCACAACGUUUAAUCUCGAUCCACAAUCAUAUAUAGUUGCUUUAUACCAAAUUGUCUUACAAGGUUAAUAGAUCACACCAAAAUAAAUAAAACGCAUAAUAUAAUUCAUGGAGUUGUUUGAUCUCUCUCCUCUCACUCAUCUUGAUUAUCUCGAUUGGUGCUGCUAAAAUUUUGUUGCUCAAAUUUGUUGGGAAUUAGAAAUUCUUUUUAUUAUAACAAUUUAAUACCUAAACUUUUCAAAAUUUACAUAUUGGUCUAUGACUUGGAUGUCAUUUGGAUCCAUGGAUCGAUCCACCAAUCCACAUGAUCCAAUCUAUUGCCCCUCCAGUUGGGUACAUGUAUCUUCCACUAAAAGAUUAAAAUUCAUCCUGCAUCUAAAUUACAGUCACCUAAAGUGUGUUCAUCUGACCAUAUCCCAUAUAAUUGGUCAUGUUAGUCAUAUGAUCACAUAUAGCAUUGAAGGUGACUCGUGGAGUUGAAUAAUCUGCCUACAACAUUGGCUCAUCUUUGGGCUCUUUAUUUGUCUCAUCAUCUUCUUCAUUAGUUUCUUCAUCAUUCUUAGUUUCUUCAUCAUCCCCGCUAUGCACGUCAUCUUCACAGUCCAUGUUUGUUUCCUCGUGCUCGGCAUUCUAAAUACCAUCAUCCACGUUUGUUUCUUCAUUAUCCAUCAUAUAAAAUCGAACUCGGAAUCUUAUAUGAAUAUGCAAAAAGAAGGAGAAAUACUGAAUCCAGUGACUAGGAGGUUAAGUGAAAUUGACAACCCCUUAGAGAUUUUGACGGGAUGCCAUCCCUCCAAAGUAUAAUAAAACAGAAUAGAAAAG
Molecule: messenger RNA, 4347 nt
Organism: Linum trigynum
Lineage: Eukaryota; Viridiplantae; Streptophyta; Magnoliopsida; Malpighiales; Linaceae
Source: the annotation of a GenBank genome assembly